Molecule: messenger RNA, 1137 nt
Organism: Tripterygium wilfordii
Lineage: Eukaryota; Viridiplantae; Streptophyta; Magnoliopsida; Celastrales; Celastraceae
Product: probable pectinesterase 29
Exons: 7
Coding region: 1-1137 (378 amino acids)
Biological process (GO): cell wall modification
Molecular function (GO): pectinesterase activity
Source: RefSeq, a predicted model, not a curated record
AUGGGUUGCAAAAGGUACAAUGAACGGUUCACAAUUAGUUCAACGUGUUCCAGUUGCUGGGAAGAGGAUGUGGGAGACUCGAGUUCGAGACCUCUAGAAGAUACCACAUACAUGAAUGUCAUCAGAGUUACUUGUGAUUCUCCAAAAUUUGAGAAUAGACUAGUACUAGCUAAUGGUGAGGAAUGGAACAGAAACAUCAAAUGUCCUCGAAAAGGCGGUCGGAGGCGAACUGUUGAUUGCAAGUCAAUCCUUGUGGAUCAAUCAGGCCAUGGGAAUUUUUCCAGCAUCCAAUCCGCUAUCGAUUCCGUCCAACCAUACAAUAAGUACUGGACUUGUAUUUAUAUCAAGGCCGGUACAUAUAGAGAGAAGGUUCAAAUCCCAUUUGAUAAGCCAUAUAUUUCUCUCAAAGGAGAAGGGAAGAAGCUCACUAAGAUUGUUUGGGAUGGUCAUGAAUCUCUUGGACAAAGCGCUACGUUCGCCUCGUUUGCAGAUAACAUUGUCGUAAGAAGAAUCAGUAUGGUGAACUCAUACAACAGUCCAGGUAGCAACAACCCUAGAGCACCAGCUGUGGCGGCCUUGAUUGCCGGCGACAAGUCCUCGUUCUAUGGAUGUGGCUUCUCCGGUUUACAAGACACGCUGUGGGACGUUCAAGGUCGACAUUACUUCAAGAAAUGCUCAAUCCAUGGCGCUGUUGAUUUUAUCUUCGGCAAUGGCCAGUCAAUUUAUGAGAGAUGCAGGAUACAAGUACUUGGAAACGAGCUGCAGAUGGGACUCCCCGGUUAUAUCACAGCACAGGGAAGAACGGACCCAAACGAUGCGGAUGGGUUUGUGUUCAAAGAAUGUGAAAUUAUUGGGAGUGGAUCGGCCUACUUGGGGAGGGCAUGGAGAGAAUAUGCAAGGGUCUUAUUCUACAAUUCUAAUUUCACUAAUGUUAUACAGCCUCAGGGUUGGGAUGCUUGGAAUUUUGCUGGUCAUGAGGACCAGCUUACCUUCGUAGAGUACGGCAACUUCGGACCUGGAUCUGCAAGUUUUGAUAGAGUGAAAUGGUUAAAAAGGCUGGACUGGAAUGCAAUGAUUCAAUUGAUUAGCAUUACUUUCAUUGAUAAUGAAAACUGGGUUGUUAACCAACCAUCCUAA